This is a messenger RNA of Suillus paluster, 1595 nucleotides long. Its product is annotated as L-Aspartase-like protein. The transcript has 11 exons. Gene Ontology annotation, molecular function: fumarate hydratase activity. The record is from RefSeq and is a predicted model, not a curated record. Gene Ontology annotation, cellular component: tricarboxylic acid cycle heteromeric enzyme complex; mitochondrion. The coding region runs from base 135 to 1595 and encodes 486 amino acids. NCBI's taxonomy places the organism in Eukaryota, Fungi, Basidiomycota, Agaricomycetes, Boletales, Suillaceae. Gene Ontology annotation, biological process: malate metabolic process; fumarate metabolic process; tricarboxylic acid cycle.
CCAGCCGGAACUAGCCGCAUUUGGUGCUAUUUGCUCCCGAGCCCUUCCUCUAGUAAUGCGGUGAUUUCAAGGUGAUUUCAUCUAGCUACUUAUUGUCUCAGGCUACUCUUCUGCUACGCGUAGUACUUUUCGUCAUGGUGAGUAAGAUCAUUGCACUCAUCAGAGGAGGAACCGAGCGAUCACUGUAUCAGUCAAAUCAGUCAUUCCGCACUGAGCGUGACACCUUCGGCGAGCUCCAGGUCCCAGCCGAUCGCUAUUGGGGCGCACAGACACAACGGUCACUACAGAACUUCGAUAUCGGUGGACCCUCACAAAGACAACCACCUCCCCUAAUCAAGGCAUUCGGUGUGCUGAAGAAGGCAGCAUCCAUCGUUAAUGUCAGCUAUGGCCUGGAUCCCAAAAUUGGCGAAGCUAUUCAGAGAGCAGCCGAUGAUGUCAUUUCCGGGAAGCUCAUGGACCACUUCCCCUUAGUUGUCUUCCAGACUGGAAGUGGAACUCAAACUAACAUGAACGUAAACGAGGUGAUUUCAAAUCGAGCGAUAGAACUUCUUGGCGGUGAACUUGGUUCGAAGAAACCAGUUCAUCCCAAUGACCACGUUAACAUGAGUCAGAGUAGCAAUGACACCUUCCCAACAGCUAUGCACGUCGCCGCCGUGACUGAGAUCCACCAUUUACUACUCCCAGCAUUGGCGGAACUCAGGGAGGCACUGAAUGAAAAGGUUCAGUCAUUCAGCCACAUUAUCAAAAUCGGACGGACGCACUUGCAGGACGCUACUCCCCUGACCCUUGGUCAAGAGUUUAGCGGAUAUGUCCAGCAAAUUGACAACGGCAUUGCUCGUGCCAAAGAUGUUCUACCUCGCUUAAGGCUUCUUGCUCAGGGUGGAACUGCUGUUGGCACGGGUCUUAACACGAGGAAGGGUUUCGACGUGAAGGUUGCAGCCGAGAUCUCCAAGAUUACAGGUUUGCAGUUCCAGACUGCACCUAACAAGUUUGAAGCUCUGGCUUGCCACGACGCCCUUGUCGAGGCUCACGGAGCUCUGAAUGUCAUCGCAUGCUCUCUGAUGAAAAUCGCCAAUGACAUUCGGUUCCUUGGCUCAGGUCCUCGCUGUGGCUUCGGUGAACUCAGUCUCCCCGAGAACGAGCCUGGCAGCAGCAUCAUGCCCGGCAAGGUCAAUCCCACACAGUGUGAGGCUGUGACUAUGGUCGCCGCUCAAGUUAUGGGCAACCAGACCACUGUCAGCAUUGCUGGUUCCAAUGGACACUUUGAGCUCAACGUCUUCAAACCCGUCAUAAUAAUGAACGUGCUACAGAGCAUUCGUCUUCUUUCCGAUGCCUCACGCUCGUUUACAAAGAAUUGCGUUGUUGGCAUCCAGGCCAAUGAGAAGCACAUUAACCACCUCCUGAACGAGAGUUUGAUGCUGGCAACAAUUUUAAACAGCCACCUUGGCUAUGAUAACGUGGCCAAAUGCGCAAAGAAAGCCCACAAGGAAGGAACUACGUUGAAGGAGGCGACGGUUGGGCUCGGAUUCCUGACACCCGAGGAGUUUGACGAGAAAGUGCGCCCGGAACUGAUGUUGUGCCCUGAUGAAGAAUAG